AGUACCAUGUUUCUAGAGCUCCUUUUCCUCAUGUCGUGCAACGAGAGAUAGCUAUUUGAAACAGACCUCUCCCGCCCCUCACAUGGUUCCCGCUCUCUUUUUCCGAUGGCCCUCGUUUAGUUUCUAGUCUUUUUAUUGUUCAUCCCUGGUGUUGAGGUUGAACGUCCUUCGCUUCGUUGAUCCUCCUGAAUAAUAGACUUGUUUUUAUCCUACCAAACGUUCUUCUGAUAGCCCCGGCUGGACCUGGGCUCUAUUCGACCACUAAUACCUCGGUCCCAGACCAGCACAUCGACAAGAUGGCGAAACUGGCUCUAUACACACUCCUCGCCCUCUUCUCAGCAUCACACCUCUCCUCAGCACUCCAAGUAACACCAGACUCGCCAUGCUCGUCAGUAUGUCAAGACUCGCCCGACCUCGAUGCCUCGGACCCCAAUUCCUCUACCACCAAAAACUCCGACAUCACAUGUAAAGAUGCCGCCUACUCGGGUCCCGUGGGCACCAAGUUCCAGAGUUGUAUGGCGUGCCUACAGACCAGCACCUUCUCUCAGGGGAGUGAGAGUGACACCAUGUGGUUUCUCUACAACCUGAGGUACACAGCUGCCUACUGUGUUUUCGGUUUCCCCAACGCUACGGAUGUCCAGUCGACACCAUGCACCACGAGCACCGCGUGCGGUAUGCUCAAGGCUGCCAUGGAGCACGGUAUCCAGGACCCCAAGGGCACGACCGCCUACUCCUACUGCUCAGCCGGGGAUGGCCACGCCAUGGAUUUUACCAACUUUGACACUUGCAUCCCCUGUCUUUCUGCCGAGGGAAAGAACGACUAUCUGGCAAACUACUUCCGUGCCCUAGACGCUGGUUGUCGCCAGCAACCCGCCCUGGGUACCCUCCUAGGCCUGAGCGACACCAUCUUUUCCGAGACAGAAAUCAGCAUUGUCGACCCGGCAAGCCUCAACGGGGACGAGGACGGGAAGCCCGGCCUGACCGUUCCCGUCAUCGUCGGCAUUGUUGUUGGUGUCAUCGCCUUCCUCCUCAUCGCGGCGGGUAUCACGUUUGUCUGCCUGCGCAGGCGGAGAAACAAGCGUGUCCGCGCCAGCGCCCAAGCCGAUUACUACGCCCAGGUCAACAACCGCCACCACUCCUCCAUGUCCUUCCAGUGCCAGACACACAUGGCCUCGCCCCGCCUAUGGCCCGGCACCGAAGAGGGCCUCUCCACCCCCAUGGCCGAGCACCCCGAUUUCCAGCCGCACCGCUCCUCCACCUGGAAACCGCCCUACCCCCAAAUCGACGAAGAAGAAGACACCACCACCACCACCGCCACCACAACCGCCCACCCCACCCAUCACCACCCCAAACCCCCCGCCCACCCGACCAUGCCCCUGCACAUCACCACCACCAUCCCGCCCACCCCCCCGCCACAAGCCUACACCUCCCCCUCCUCCGCCGAACGCACCUACCACUCCCCCUCCGACUUCCGCUCCCCGCUCUCCGCCGAGUCCGUCCGCAGCACCUCCGCCCUGCUGCCCGCCCUCAGACCCUACGUCCCGGCCGAGCACGGCGUGCACACCACAGCGGCAGCGGCAAGCCCUACCGCUAGCACCACCACCACCAGUCCGGCCACGGCCCCGGGAACGGGCAUGACGCCGCUGCUGCGCAGCCAAGCCUGGCCUCUGCCGGCAUCGGAGCAGACACCCGGACGGAAUAGGGAGAGUGGGAUCGCGGCGGGGCGGAGGCCUGUGAUCAGGUUGGACAGCAGCGCGGUCGAUACAUCGGUGUCGCCAUCCCCGCCGCCGCCGCCGCCGCCACAGCUCAAGACGUCAUCGUCACGGGGUAGUGGGGUGUUGGCGGUGGGCGGGCGUAAGAGUCCGCGCGUGACGGGGAGCCCGGUGGAGUCGUGGGAGAUACGGACGGCGUUUGCGGCGCCGCCGGGGAGGCGGUGAUCUUCUUUUCACUCUUUGUCUUUCUUGCGCGCUGGGUCUUUUUCUUUUGUUUUGGGUUGGGGGGUUGGGGAUGGUUGGAUACCCGGUUCGUGGAGCUUUGUUUAUGUUGCUAGGAGGAAGAGGGAUGAUGGCUAGAUAUUGGACUGGGAGGCGGUUGGUCUGGGGUCUACGGAGUUUAACGUUGAUUUUUUGAUGUGGUAUUAGUUAAUGAUGUAGGAGCGGUGUCCGGUUGCGAGGGAAUCAUGGUAGUUGUGUAAGAGUACGCCAAAAUUGAUUGUCGAGACGAAGUU
Chaetomium fimeti is the source of this 2227-nucleotide messenger RNA. RefSeq lists its product as uncharacterized. The coding region runs from base 297 to 1937 and encodes 546 amino acids. NCBI's taxonomy places the organism in Eukaryota, Fungi, Ascomycota, Sordariomycetes, Sordariales, Chaetomiaceae. The transcript has 3 exons. The record is from RefSeq and is a predicted model, not a curated record.